AUGUUGAGUUCGCGCCUUUUGUGUCUGCUUUAUGUGGCUCUCCUUUGCCGAGCCGACGUGACUUCAGAUCAUGAUGCACGUCUGAAAACGGCUGUCAUCCUGGACACUCCAACAACUGGAGCCAGUACUACGCCAGACGGCCGCACAUUCCUCAAACUUGCUCAUGUUGAUGGUUCAACAGGCCCACAGGUAGUCGAAGUUGUCGGCAAGAACUAUACCCUGGUGCCGUAUCCCGACAAGACCUGGAACUCAUGGAAUGCUAGCGUCGACAGCGUCGCCGACUCAGAAAACAAAUUUGUGUCUGUGAAUGCACAGCGUGUGGGUCCUGAUGGCAAUCUGUGGGUUGUUGACACCGGAACUCUCGACAAAUUUCCCAACUCAGCCAAACUCAUUUCUUUUAAUCUGACAACCAACGAGGUUGAGCGUAUCUACUACCUGGGCAGUGUAACCACCACAGAAGGCUCUCUCAACGACGUGCGCUUCAAUGGCAAGUACGCUUACUUGACCGAGUAUACUAUUGGCUCCAUUAUCGUUCUUAAUCUCGAGACAGGCCAUGCACGCCAGCUGCUCCGAGGGCACAAAUCUGUGGUGGCGCAGAUGCCGUUGUCGGCUGAGGGUAGCUUACUUCGUGCUGCAUCGACGGGCCUGUUCGAGUACAUAAAUGCCGACCAACUCGAGGUUUCUCCCGAUGGCCAGUAUUUUUACUAUCAGCCAGCGAGUGGCUACAUGUCUCGUAUCGAAACCAGGUAUCUCAAUGAGGCCCUCUAUAAUGACACAACUGCAGACCUUUUGCCAAACUAUGUGCAGCCAUUCUCGUUGACUCCCAGCACCGGUGGAACUGCCAUCGAUGCCGAGGGCAAUAUCUACUGUAGCGAUGGUGACCGCCAAGAAAUUCGUUCCAUCGCACCCAAUGGAACGACAACAUUUUUGACGCGAGAUGCCAGACUGCUGUGGGUCGAUGCCAUGUGGAUUGACACCCAGCAGCGCUUGUGGAUGUGUGCGUCACAGCAAAACCGUGGGAACCUUUUCCUGCAGCCGAAUAAUCAGACGUCGACUAUCAAAAAGCCAAUUUAUGUCUUUACCCUUGAUAUUGGUCACAACCCAUCCCCUUUGGAUCAUGCAUGA
Molecule: messenger RNA, 1125 nt
Organism: Penicillium macrosclerotiorum
Lineage: Eukaryota; Fungi; Ascomycota; Eurotiomycetes; Eurotiales; Aspergillaceae
Exons: 1
Coding region: 1-1125 (374 amino acids)
Source: RefSeq, a predicted model, not a curated record